Neofelis nebulosa (Clouded leopard) is the source of this 972-nucleotide messenger RNA. It is a transcript of the gene AQP2, whose product is annotated as aquaporin 2. Gene Ontology annotation, molecular function: water channel activity. Gene Ontology annotation, cellular component: apical plasma membrane; plasma membrane. The transcript has 4 exons. The record is from RefSeq and is a predicted model, not a curated record. Lineage: Eukaryota; Metazoa; Chordata; Mammalia; Carnivora; Felidae. Gene Ontology annotation, biological process: transmembrane transport. The coding region runs from base 1 to 957 and encodes 318 amino acids.
AUGUGGGAACUCCGGUCCAUAGCCUUCUCCAGGGCGGUGUUUGCAGAGUUCCUGGCCACACUCCUCUUCGUCUUCUUUGGCCUCGGCUCAGCCCUCAACUGGCCAAAGGCUCUGCCCUCUGUGCUGCAGAUCGCCAUGGCCUUCGGCCUGGGUAUCGGCACCCUGGUGCAGGCUCUGGGCCACGUCAGUGGGGCUCACAUCAAUCCUGCCGUGACUGUGGCCUGCCUAGUAGGCUGCCACGUCUCCUUUCUCCGAGCUGCCUUCUACGUGGCCGCCCAGCUGCUGGGGGCUGUGGCAGGGGCUGCUCUGCUCCAUGAGAUUACGCCACCAGACAUCCGAGGGGACCUGGCUGUUAAUGCACUCAACAACAACACGACAGCUGGCCAGGCCGUUACCGUGGAGCUUUUCCUGACCCUGCAGUUGGUGCUCUGCAUCUUUGCUUCCACAGACGAGCGUCGCGGAGACAACCUGGGCACGCCUGCCCUCUCCAUCGGUUUCUCUGUGACCCUGGGCCACCUCCUUGGGAUCUACUAUACUGGCUGCUCCAUGAAUCCUGCCCGCUCCCUGGCUCCUGCUGUUGUCACCGGUCUUCUGGAUCGGACCCCUGGUGGGCGCCAUCCUGGGCUCCCUGCUCUACAACUACGUCCUGUUCCCGCCGGCCAAGAGCCUGGCGGAGCGCCUGGCCGUGCUCAAGGGGCUGGAGCCCGACGCCGACUGGGAGGAGCGCGAGGUGCGGCGGCGGCAGUCGGUGGAGCUGCACUCGCCGCAGAGCCUCCCGCGGGGCAGCAAGGCCUGAGCGCGCCGCCCGCCCGGCCCCGAGGCACCCCCGCCCCCGGCUCGGGGGAGCGCCGAAUGACUGCCUGCGGACCGCCCGCCCCGCCCCGCCCCUCCUCUCCCCAGGUCCGCAGCCGGCCCCGGUACCGAGCAGCCGCUGCCGGGGCUGCGGGGUGGCGGUGAGCCCGGCAGCCCUUC